Molecule: messenger RNA, 3635 nt
Organism: Anguilla anguilla (European eel)
Lineage: Eukaryota; Metazoa; Chordata; Actinopteri; Anguilliformes; Anguillidae
Gene: traf6
Product: TNF receptor-associated factor 6
Exons: 10
Coding region: 927-2579 (550 amino acids)
Biological process (GO): tumor necrosis factor-mediated signaling pathway; regulation of canonical NF-kappaB signal transduction; regulation of apoptotic process
Cellular component (GO): plasma membrane signaling receptor complex
Molecular function (GO): zinc ion binding; tumor necrosis factor receptor binding; ubiquitin protein ligase activity
Source: RefSeq, a predicted model, not a curated record
GCACAAAAAUAUGUUCAUGUAAUGAUCUGCCUCGCAAUUAUUGGACAUGUGGAGCGUAGCUAACUCUUAACUCGCUUUACAGCGGUUCGGUUUUGCUUCGCUCCCUUAGCCUGACUCAAAGGCUGACAAGUUCCUUAGCUUUUGGCUAAUUUAGCAAGAUAGUUAAUCUAUUAAAUUAGGGAAUCAAAUCUUGAAUUUGACAGUACAUGGUAUAUAUUAUAUGUGGGGUUAUUUGGCAUUUAGCGAAUAUGCAAGCUAGCUGACUUAAUGCUAAUGUUUUUGAGAAAGACUUGUCUUGAUUGUAAAGUAUCGUUAGCUGGCUAACGUAUCUUGGCAAAGUAACUGUUAACAAAGUUAGCUGACUGCAAGAGAUCUCUUUCGGUUUUCAUCUCGUCUCGUGUCGGAAACUCCAAAAAACUCAAAUCAAGAUUAUCGCUCGUUUUCAGUUCAUGUUUGCACGCUACUUUGGUGGUCUGACAUUUUGCAGUCAGAUUCCAACGCGACAGAAAUCCCCGGUGUAUUUUGGCCAGAUUUGGUUACCACUGAACAGCGCACUGCGGAUCCUGUACUAAGGACAAGAGACAUGUACGACAGCCUCUGGUAAAUUCUGGAAGGCGUAUCCUAGACAGAGAGAGAGGAAGCAGCGUCUGUUAAGGCUCUGGUUACUGAGUGCAGGAGGAAGGCUCUCUAAACCUCUGUCCCUCAGAAGAGUUCUGUUUCGAGAACUUCUGCGUUAUUGGUGCGAUUCCACAAGCCCUAACCAGGCCCAGUCCCCGGCCCCCGGCUCUCUCUGCAGUGACAGGCCUGCUGACAGGUUCUGCUUUUGGGCACAUGGGGGCCCCCUGUACCCAGACGGGGUCCUGCUGAUCCGUGGGGGUGCACCGCUUGUACCCGGAGCCUGGCCCAGAGGUGCUUAAAGAGAGGACAUGUCGUGCUACGAGGUGGAGAAGGACGGUGCGGAGGGGGCCUGCUGUGGGGCGGAGCUCUCGGGCUGUGCCGCGGCCAUGGAGAAGGACUCGGGCCUCAGCUUCACCGAGAGCGAGCACACCCUGACGUCCUCCAGCCUGGCGGGGGGGGCGCAGCCGGACCUGCAGGGCUACGACGUGGACUUCGACCCCCCCUUGGAGAGCAAGUACGAGUGCCCCAUCUGCCUGAUGGCGCUGCGGGCCGCCGUCCAGACGCCGUGUGGCCACCGCUUCUGCCGCGGCUGCAUCGAGAAGUCCAUCCGGGACGCGGGACAGAAGUGCCCCGUGGAUAACGAGGUGCUGACGAUGGAGCAGCUCUUUCCAGACAACUUUGCCAAGCGCGAGAUCCUGUCGCUGACCGUGUGCUGCCCCAAUACCGGCUGCGGCCACAAGAUGGAGCUCCGCAACCUGGAGAACCACGUGGGGCAGUGCCAGUUUGCCACGCUGCCCUGCCCGCUGUGCCAGGUGUCGGUGUGGAAGAACAUGCUGGACGAGCACAAGGCCCACGAGUGCUCCCGGCGCACCGUGUCCUGUCCCGACUGCAUGCAGACCUUCUACUUCGAGGAGAGCCAGGUGCACGAGCAGAUGUGUCCGCUGGCGAACGUGGUGUGUGAGUACUGCAGCAUGGAGAUGAUCCGAGAUCAGCUGGCCUCUCACUGCGACACAGACUGCCUGAAAGCCCCAGUGGCCUGCACCUUCAGCUUCUUCGGCUGUCAGGAGAGGAUGCAGCGUAAUGACCUGGCGCAGCACAUGCAGGAGUUCACGCAGAUGCACAUGCGCAACCUGGCAGAGUUCCUGCGCAGCCGGAGCCUGCUGGAGGCGGGGCCUGCGGCGGCGGGGGUGGGGGUGGGGCUUGCGGCGGCGGCGGGGGCGGGGUCAGCGGCCGCGGCCGCGGCGGCGUCCUGCGGGGCGUCCUGCGGCUGCCGCCCCGAAAUGCAGCACAUGCGGGAGACGGUGCAGCAGCUGGAGGCGCGGCUGGUGCGGCAGGACCACCAGCUGCGGGAGCUGCGCAUCCACAGCGAAACGCAGGCGGCGCAGCUGGGCGAGCUGCGCAGGCAGACGCGCGCGCUGGAGGACGCCGCCCGCGAGCUGGAGGCCCAGCAGUGCCAGGGCGUGUUCGUGUGGCGGGUGGAGGGCUUCUCCACCCACCUCCGCAGCCAGGAGGCCGGCCAGCCCGUGGUCAUCCACAGCCCCGGCUUCUACACGGGACGUCCCGGCUACAAGCUGUGCCUGCGGCUGCACCUGCAGACCCCCACCGCGCCCCGCUGCUCCAACUACAUCUCGCUGUUCGUGCACACCAUGCAGGGCGAGUUCGACAGCCAGCUGUCCUGGCCCUUCCAGGGCACCAUCCGGCUGGCCAUCCUGGACCAGGCGGACGGGCAGCCCCACGUGGAGGUGAUGGAGACCAAGCCCGACCUGCUGGCGUUCCAGCGGCCCACGUCCCCGCGCAACCCCAAGGGCUUCGGCUACGUGACCUUCCUGCACCUGCAGGCCCUGCAGCAGGGGCACUUUGUGCGGGACGACACCCUGCUGGUGCGCUGCGAGGUCACGCCCCGCUUCGACGGCCAGCGGCGGGACAGCUUCCAGCCGCGCGGCUCGGAGGGCUCGCUGUGACCCGCCCAAAAACCGGCCCGUCCCGCCCCCCCUCUGACCGGCCUCCGGGCAGAAAUCGGCCUCGCGAAGCAAAGAGAGGCUGAGACGCCGGAUCGCUGUCGCUGCAGGGAUUAACUCCACACCCGCGUCUGACACGCCCCCCCCCCCCCCCCCCCCCACCAUCACUGAGGAGGCCAGAGCAAGGCAUGCUGGGAUACCACCCAAAGCUGUGUGGCACCAAGACAGUUAAAUCUGAGAACCAGACAGACUGCCGUUGGGAGGAAUUCGAACACAUAUGCCUAAUCCCAAUCUUCACUGCUGUUCCAAAGACAUAAUGAAGGUAAUCCAGAUUAAAGUCCUUCAUGAGGUCAUGUUGGCUCGCAAUCAAUCACCGGUACCUGCCAGGCACAUCUUCAUCUUCAUCAUCAUCCUCAUUCCUGACUCAAGCUACUGUGAAGCACGUUCCUGAAUUACAGACUGUUUUUUUUUUACAUUUUUUCUUUUCUCUAGCGGUACAGAUAUUAAAGGACAGUCAGUUCUUUCUUGCUGCACUUUUAAUUGAACUAAUCUGCUCACAUAAUACAAAUAAAUGUAUCCAUUGAUUGUUACAGAUACUGGUUUUGAGGAGGCGGUAGAAUUCAUGUGCUGUUCUGUUGCCGUUCUCAAAGCCGGCACAGGUUAGUGUUUCUAACAGAGGCCAACAUGGAAGUGUUCUCACUUAUAUUUCUGAUUCUGUGGUUGUCGUCGUCGUCGCUGUGGGGGAGCUAUAGCAACCACAGCCUUAUGAUGGGAACACUAAAGAGAGAAGGUGCUAACGCCAGGCGCCGCCCCCUCCCCAGCUAGCCUCUAAUGGAUCGCCACCGGCUCUAAAUCCCAUUAGCAGGUGGUUAGCGGGGUUAGCGUCGUUAGCGUCCUCCGCGGAGAGCUGGUUUAGGGGGAGGGCUGGUUUAGGGGGAGGACCUGGCCGGCCGCGGGAUCAGGGUCAGAAUCGGGUUCCCCAAAGCUGCUUAUGUGCUCCAAGAACCACGAAUAGAUCAAAGGCUGGUCACUGUCCGAGCGGCGGAGGCUUUAAACACG